CUCGAUCGGACGCUUCGGACGUCAGCUCUGCGCGGGGCUGCUGCUGGGUGGCACCUCCGUGUCCCCGGGCAGCUCGGGGCAGCUGGCGGAGACGGAGCAGUCGGAGCUGCCCCCGGACUCGGCGCUGGCCGCACUGGUGGUGCAGGGAGGGCUGGACCAUGAGCAUCCAUCCCAGCUGGCCCCAUCUGAGAAAGAGGGAUUUGGGAAGGGGCUGCAGCAGGGAUGGAAGCUCAGGGCAGCCCUGGACUUCGUGGUGGAGGAGGACCUGAAAGCCCAUCUGACGUGCUGGUAUAUUCAGAAAUACGUCAAGGAGAACCCGCUGCCGCAAACAGACCCUGAAUUGUGCUUGGAGUUUGUGUAUAAGACCCAGCACAAUGACAGCCAGGGCGCACAACAGAACCGCUUGUUCCCGGGGAGAUGCUCUAACGAGCUCCAGAAAAAGCAGCUCUCGUGUGAGCGCCGCCAGCUCUGUGGGCUUCUCUGCACCCUUAAAGAUCUCUCCUUUCCCUGCCUGCGCUGCUCAGAUUUCUGGGUCACCUUGUCCUCCACGGACUGCUACAUCGUGCACGAGAUCUACAACGGCGAGAACGCGCAGGACCAGUUUGAGUACGAGCUGGAGCAGGCGCUGGAAGCGCAGUACAAGUACAUCGUGAUAGAGCCCACGCGCAUCGGCGACGAGACGGCCCGCUGGAUCACGGUGGGGAACUGCCUGCACAAGACGGCCGUGCUCGCGGGCACCACCUGCCUCUUCACCCCCUUGGCGCUUCCCGUCGAUUAUUCCCACUACAUCUCGCUGCCCGCCGGCGUGCUCAGCAUGGCCUGCUGCACCCUCUACGGCAUCUCGUGGCAGUUCGAUCCGUGCUGCAAGUACCAGGUGGAGUACGAUGCCUAUAAACUUUCCCGCCUGCCCCUGCAUACGCUCACCUCGUCCACCCCGGUGGUGCUGGUGAGGAAGGACGACCUGCACAGAAAGAGACUGCACAACACGAUAGCACUCGCUGCCCUGGUGUACUGUGUAAAGAAGAUCUAUGAACUCUACGCCGUAUGACUUCAGCAGGCAAGAGAGAAACCUGCAAAGACAAGUGUAUUAAGACUCCCACAGUAACAUUUUGUUUUUCCUCUUUGAGAAGCGGUGGAGACUGGGAAGGAGUUGGUUUAAUAGAGAUGUUAUUUUUUAAAUAACACAUCACAGGUGCACCAAGGUUUUUCAGUUCUUUGUUACACUUAAGAUGUGGAUGUGCGGUGAUGUGAGCGAGCUGUAUGUUAGGCCAUGGGAGUCUAAUCCAGCAGUGGAAUGUCAGGGAAAGAAAGAUAUAUAAAGAAAGGGGGGAGGGAGGAGAGCUUUUUUGGAAACAUUUAAGUAUAUUGUUUAAUUGUAUUACACAGAACCAGCCAGAAGUUAUCAUUGACCAUUAAAGGAUGAGAAUUUC
Molecule: messenger RNA, 1430 nt
Organism: Tinamus guttatus (white-throated tinamou)
Lineage: Eukaryota; Metazoa; Chordata; Aves; Tinamiformes; Tinamidae
Source: RefSeq, a predicted model, not a curated record